Messenger RNA from Thyridium curvatum, 1563 nucleotides. RefSeq lists its product as uncharacterized. Gene Ontology annotation, cellular component: membrane. Bases 1 to 1563 code for a protein of 520 amino acids. The record is from RefSeq and is a predicted model, not a curated record. Gene Ontology annotation, biological process: transmembrane transport; carbohydrate transport. NCBI's taxonomy places the organism in Eukaryota, Fungi, Ascomycota, Sordariomycetes, Thyridiales, Thyridiaceae. Gene Ontology annotation, molecular function: carbohydrate:proton symporter activity. The transcript is spliced from 3 exons.
AUGGCUUCCGAGCACGAUACCAAACCCGGUCUUGUCAACGACACUGAUGCUGCGCUGGCCGAAGCCAUCCAGCAUGAGCACAAUCUCACCUUUCGUGAGGCCGUCCGGCUGUACCCCUCGGCAAUUGGCUGGUCGGCAUUUGUCUCGAUCGGCGUGAUCAUGCUCGCUUUCGACCCCCAGCUUUUGGGGAACCUCUAUGCGACGGACCAAUUCCAGCGUGAUUUCGGGUAUCUGUACAAAGGCUCCGUAGGCGCCCCGUGGCAGACGGGCCUCUCGAUGGGCAACCCCGUCGGUCAGGUCAUCGGCGCCCUCGUCGCCGGCUACCCGAUGGACAUGUUCGGCCGUAAGCUGACCUUUGGCGUCUGCGUCACCCUGACCGCCUGCCUUGUCUUCAUCCAGUUCUUCGCCCGCUCCCUCUCCGUGCUGCUCGUCGGCGAGCUCCUCGGCGGCCUCGUCCUCGGCUGCUACGUCGUCAUCGCCCCGGCUUACGCCUCCGAGGUCUGCCCCCUGGCCCUACGAGGGCACCUCACCAGCUACGUCAACCUGUGCUUCGUCAUGGGCCAGCUCCUGGCCAACGGCGUCACGGCCGGCACCAGCCAGCUCGGCGACCACUGGGCCUACUCCAUCCCCUUUGCGCUGCAGUGGUUCUGGGUCCUCGUCAUCAUCCCGGGCAUGUUCUUCGUCCCCGAGAGCCCCUGGUGGCUCGUGCGGCAGGACCGGCUGCAGGACGCCGAGAGUAUGCUGCGCCGCCUGGCGUCCAAGGAGGUCAACGUCGGGGCCACGCUCGCCGUCAUCGUCGAGACGGACCGCCUGGAGCAGGAGCUCGAGGCCGGCAGCACGUACAUGGACUGCUUCAGGGGCGUCAACCUGCGGCGGACGGAGAUCUCGGUCGGGGUGUACUGCACGCAGGUCCUGAGCGGGAUUUACCUCAUCAACUACGGCACCUACUUCUUCCAGCUUGCUGGUCUCCCCAGUGAUAAGGCUUUCGACAUGGGUGUUGGGUUUCUGGCUGUGGGCUUCGUCGGCACCAUUAUCUCCUGGUUCCUCCUCGUCCGCUUCGGCCGUCGCACCAUCUACGUCACCGGCCUCGCCAGCCUGGUCUUCCUCCAGCUCCUCAUCGGCAUCCUAGACUGCAUUCCCGGGCGCCCAGCCGGAGUCACCUGGGCAGAGUCCUCGCUUAUGCUGGUCUGGAACUUUUGCUACGAUCUCUCCAUCGGACCGGUCUGCUUCGUGCUUAUCUCCGAGUGCUCUGCCACGCGCGUGCGCUCCAAGAGCAUCGCCGUGUGCACCGCCGCGCAAGGCAUCCUCGGCAUCAUCAUGACGGUGGCGAUCCCGUACAUGAUCAACCCGGACCAGGCCAACAUGCAAGGAAAGCUGGGUUUCUUCUUCGGCGGGCUGGCGGCGCUGUGCUUUGUUUGGGCGUACUUUAGGGUCCCGGAGACGAUGGGGCGGACGUACGAGGAGCUGGACCUGCUGUUCGACCGGAAGGUCUCGGCGCGUCAGUUCAAGAAGUACGAGAUUGAUGCUGUUGCCGCUACUGCUGACAUUGUCAGAGGCGCUUGA